Molecule: messenger RNA, 1254 nt
Organism: Charadrius vociferus (killdeer)
Lineage: Eukaryota; Metazoa; Chordata; Aves; Charadriiformes; Charadriidae
Gene: CSK
Product: c-src tyrosine kinase
Exons: 7
Biological process (GO): regulation of Fc receptor mediated stimulatory signaling pathway; protein phosphorylation; adherens junction organization
Molecular function (GO): ATP binding; protein tyrosine kinase activity
Source: RefSeq, a predicted model, not a curated record
UGGUUUUGGUGGGAUGGUGCCAUCGCCGGGGGUCGCAGGCUCCUCGUGACACCGCUCCUGUCCCCGCAGGAUCCCAACUGGUACAAGGCGAAGAACAAGGUGGGCCGGGAGGGCAUCAUCCCCGCUAACUACGUGCAGAAGCGGGAAGGAGUAAAAGCCGGGAUCAAGCUCAGCCUCAUGCCGUGGUUCCACGGGAAGAUCACGCGGGAACAGGCGGAGCGGUUGCUGUACCCACCCGAGACGGGGCUUUUCCUGGUGCGGGAGAGCACCAACUACCCCGGGGACUACACCCUGUGCGUCAGCUGCGAGGGGAAGGUGGAGCACUACCGCAUCAUUUACUCCUCCAGCAAGCUGAGCAUCGACGAGGAGGUCUACUUCGAAAACCUCAUGCAGCUGGUGGAGGUGAGGUCUCGGGCUCAACUGCCCAAGGGAGCUGCCACCGCUCCCGUCCGACCUGGGGACUGUAGGUUUGAGGUUGGGAGGAGGGGACGGAGGGGUCAGAGCUUGUGGGGCGGCGGGUCCGACGGGGGGGUGGCUGGAUGGGAAGGGGAUGGAGGUCUCAGUCUCACCUGCCAAAGGGAGCUGUCACCGCUCCUGCAGCUCCGACACAGCAACCUGGUGCAGCUCCUGGGGGUGAUCGUGGAGGAGAAGGGCGGCCUUUACAUCGUCACCGAGUACAUGGCCAAGGGCAGCCUAGUAGACUACCUACGGUCGCGCGGGCGGUCGGUCCUCGGUGCAGACUGCCUGCUGAAGUUCUCCUUAGAUGUCUGUGAAGCCAUGGAGUACCUGGAAGCCAACAACUUUGUCCACCGGGACCUGGCGGCGAGGAACGUCCUGGUCUCGGAGGACAACAUCGCCAAGGUCAGUGAUUUCGGGCUGACCAAGGAAGCCUCCUCCACGCAGGACACGGGGAAGCUGCCGGUGAAGUGGACGGCGCCAGAAGCACUUAGAGAAAAGAAAUUCUCCACCAAGUCAGACGUGUGGAGCUUCGGGAUCCUCCUGUGGGAAAUCUACUCCUUCGGGCGAGUGCCUUAUCCGAGAAUCGUAAGUGAGGACCACCUCCCCUCCCCUCAGGGCUGGGUGUUUUUGAAGGACAUCCAACAGCUCCAGAUAAAAUAUCUCCCAAUAAGCAUGCUCCCUGGGAACCCGUACCCGCAGCACCCCGGCUUCCCAGUAAUUCCCUACUCCCAGCACCCCAGUGCCGAGUAUACCUCGGCUCCCCGGCACUUUGGGACUCCCUGGGCUCCCCCGUAA